GGGGGAGAGUGCUCGGCACCGAGGAUCGCGGCGCACGCGAAGGACCUCGAGCCGGGGCUGGGGUCGGGACCUGCCUCGCCAGUGUGGCAGAAGGCGGCGGGCAGGGUGCGGAAGGACAUGGUCUAUAGCAAAGGCAGAGUAACGAGUCCUUCCUUUUCCGGCCGGGCUGCAGCGGAGGCGGACGGGAGCACGAGAGGCUCUGGCGUCGCCGCCAUGGCUUGUGCUCGACCGUUAAUAUCCGUCUACUCUGAGAAGGGGGAAGCAUCAGGCAAAAAUGUCACCUUGCCUGCUGUCUUCAAGGCGCCCAUUCGCCCCGACGUCGUGAACUUCGUUCACACCAAUUUGCGCAAGAACAACAGGCAGCCCUACGCUGUCAGUGAGCUUGCAGGUCAUCAGACCAGUGCUGAAUCUUGGGGCACUGGGCGAGCUGUUGCUCGUAUUCCUCGAGUCCGAGGUGGUGGAACCCACCGCUCUGGCCAGGGUGCCUUUGGAAAUAUGUGUCGCGGAGGCCGCAUGUUUGCCCCGACCAAGACAUGGCGGCGCUGGCACCGCAGGGUGAACACGACUCAGAAGCGUUACGCCAUCUGCUCCGCCCUGGCAGCCUCAGCUCUCCCCGCGCUGGUCAUGUCGAAAGGCCACCGCAUCGAGGAGAUUCCAGAAAUUCCUCUGGUUGUUGAGGACAAGGUGGAGAGUUACAAGAAAACCAAGGAAGCUGUUCUCCUUCUGAAGAAGCUGAAAGCCUGGAAUGACAUCAAAAAGGUUUAUGCUUCUCAGCGUAUGCGGGCCGGAAAGGGCAAAAUGAGGAAUCGCCGCCGCAUCCAGCGGAGGGGACCCUGCAUCAUCUACAACGAGGACAACGGCAUCAUCAGAGCUUUCCGGAACAUCCCAGGAAUUACUCUUCUCGAUGUGAACAAGCUGAACCUGCUGAGACUCGCUCCUGGGGGCCACGUUGGGCGUUUCUGCAUUUGGACGGAAAGCGCGUUCCGCAAGCUGGACGACCUGUACGGCACCUGGCGCAAACCCGCCACGCUCAAGAGCGACUACAACCUGCCGAUGCACAAGAUGACCAAUACGGACAUUGGGAGAAUCAUGAGAAGCCAGGAGAUCCAGAAGGCGCUGCGUCCUCCCAAGAAGAAGAUUCGCCGCAGGGUCCUGAAGAAGAACCCGCUGAAGAACCUGAGAAUCAUGAUCAAGCUGAACCCGUACGCCAAAACCAUGCGCCGCAACACCAUUCUGCGCCAUGCGCAAAACCAUAAACUGAAGGAGGAGAAGAAAGCAAAGGCCAAGGCCAAGCUGGAGGCGGAGAAGGCAGCCAAGGGCGCUGCAAAGGCCAAGGCUGAAGCGUAAAUCUCAUCUGCUUCAUCCGUUUCGGUUCAGACAGCUGUACCGUGGAUCUGCAACUAUUAAAUUCUAUUGGAACAGAGAAA
Messenger RNA from Columba livia (rock pigeon), 1427 nucleotides. It is a transcript of the gene RPL4, whose product is annotated as ribosomal protein L4. Gene Ontology annotation, cellular component: cytosolic large ribosomal subunit; ribosome. Lineage: Eukaryota; Metazoa; Chordata; Aves; Columbiformes; Columbidae. Gene Ontology annotation, biological process: translation. Gene Ontology annotation, molecular function: structural constituent of ribosome; RNA binding. The coding region runs from base 118 to 1347 and encodes 409 amino acids. The record is from RefSeq and is a predicted model, not a curated record. The transcript is spliced from 10 exons.